Sinocyclocheilus grahami is the source of this 961-nucleotide messenger RNA. RefSeq names its product inactive serine protease 35-like. Lineage: Eukaryota; Metazoa; Chordata; Actinopteri; Cypriniformes; Cyprinidae. The coding region runs from base 1 to 582 and encodes 193 amino acids. The transcript is spliced from 2 exons. The record is from RefSeq and is a predicted model, not a curated record.
AUGGGGAAUGAGCAGGAGCGUAAGGGAAAAGGCAAAGGCAGGAGAAACCGUAGUCGCCGCAGCACCACCUCCGAACAGCCCUCGUUCCGAUGGACCCGGGUGAAACAGAUGCAGGUGCCAAAGGGCUGGUUUAAAGGGAUCUCGGAGAACAUUGUGGCCGAUUAUGACUACGCCAUCCUGGAGCUUAAACGGGCACAGAAGACUAAGUACAUGGAUUUAGGUGUUAUCCCCUCCAUCAAGAAGCUGCCCGCAGGACGUAUCCAUUUCUCUGGAUUCGACGACGACCGGCCAGGCAACCUGGUGUACCGCUUCUGCUCCGUGUCCGAUGAGUCCAAUGACCUGCUGUACCAGUACUGCGAUGCAAAGCCUGGCUCCAGUGGCUCGGGUGUCUACAUUCGGCUCAAAGAGCCUGGCAAGAAGAAAUGGAAGCGGAAGAUCAUUGGAGUGUUCUCGGGUCACCAGUGGGUGGAUGUUAAUGGGAUGCAGCAGGAUUACAACGUGGCCGUGCGAAUCACGCCCCCCAAGUAUGCACAAAUCUGCCUCUGGGUCCAUGGGGACUCCAGCCAGUGUCGGGGCACCUGAGAGACUCCGUCAGCAUCAGAGUCAGAAACCCUUGUGCCUCCCAUUUGUGCACUACACAAACUGCUGCAUUCAUCAACACUAAAGACUAUAACACACCUACCAUUGAACUUUUCCAAGCUAUUUUGAUACCUUAAUUUAUUUUAUUAGACAGCUUUUGUUAUGAAUCAGUUAGAGCGAAUGUAUUUCUAGAUUCAGUUGUCCUAACGAGAACUAAUUCUGUCCUAAACUGUCAUUUUGAAUUAGAAAAUGUACUUCAGUCAGUGUUGUUUGAUAUGGGAGGCAUUUGUUUUGUCUGGUAAUCUGUCUGGAUACCUUGAAGUAGAAAGCUAGAUGACUAGUUGACACAAGAAAAAAAAAAAAACUUUUUUUUUCUGAGAGA